AUGCUAAUAUUUUUCUUAACAAUUUUCCAAGCAUGAGGAAGAUCAUUCAGCUCUAUUGGCACUAUAACCCCAGCUGAUAUUUUACCAAUAAACCCUUCUAAAAACAAUGCCAAUGAAUAUGCAGAUUAUACAUUUACAUUUCAGCUGUCAAGACAAGCUCUUAUUGGAGAUUUUAUACAAGAUUGGGUAUUUUCUUUUGGUUGAUUUUACAUUAAAAUAAUUUUUAUAUAGAUUUUUGUGUGCAAAAACCUUAAAAAGUCUAUAAAAAUGAGCUGUUAGGGGAAAACACCUAAGAUUUUUUCCAGAUUAACCCAUAAGCAGCUAAGCCAAUCCAGUAUAUAAUUAUUGAUUUUCCUAGACAAUAUUCUUCAUCUCUAACUACAGCAGUAACUUGCAGCAUGCCAUGCACUAUAUCAAACCUCCAAGUUACUCUUACAAGUAAUAAACUAAUAUAUACCCAAAGCUUUACUUCAGUCGCAGUUUAUAGCGUUCUGAAUCCUUCCACAUCUGGAGGUACCGGACCUUUUCAAAUUUCAGCUUAUUCUUCUCAAUAUUUAACCCAACGCAAUUCUGUGUUUGGGGUUAUUGGGAUUUCUCCUUCUCCUGGAGCUUUGACGUCUGCUCAGGUAGCUAUAGACACCAAUGGGAACUCCAAGGUAAAUUCCUCGACAAAUUAUUUAUUUAGCUUUAAAACCCAGACAAGCUUACAGAAAGGAAAUUGGAUGAAAUUUACGUUCCCUAAUGGUUUUCUUAUAAGCAAUACCCCAAGCUGCACAAAUUUGAAAAUCGAUGGAAAAUUGGCUCAAGCUAACAAUUAUUGUGUGGUUUCUGGGAAUGAGGUGACGCUUAAUGAGCUGCCUGUUGAUAUUUCAGCAAGCUCUUAUAUAUCAAUAAGCAUUUCUGCUACAACUCCAGGCUAUGUCCAGACAACUGGGAGUUUUAGCAUUCAAACAGGGACCACGAAAACAAAUUCUAUUAUAGACAAAGCGGUAAAUAUCCCAGGUAUAUCUAUAACAGCUGGUGAUAUAACUAACAUAUCAUUAACCCCUAAUAACUCUUUUAUAGCUUCACGUGGGAAAACUCAACUUUAUACACUAAAAUUUACCCCUGCCCAUUCUAUACCCCUAGGUGGGUCAAUUACUCUUGGAUUUAGCUCAAAUUUUAAUUGUGAUGGUAGCAGUAUUUUGUAUAUGAAUUAUGGGCUUAUCGAUAUUUCUCAGUUUCAGACCGUAACUAUGUCAUACUCUACAAGUACCAAAAUUCUAAUAAUAACUAAUUUUCAAGCUUUUAAGCCACAAGAAAUAUCACUGACAGUCCAAUUAACAAAUCUGCCGAACUCAGGAGCCACAAAAGCCAUUGCUAUAUCUACCCUGAAUGAGAAUGGGAAUACAAUAGACCAAAAUUUAUCUGACGCAAAAACCAUUAUUUCUAGCUAUACCUCACUUUCUGUUUCUUUAAAUAUGGCAAAUACACCAAAUAGUGUCCAAACAGCGACGUUUACAAUAAUCCCUAAUAUAUUAAUCCCAAACCAAGGGUAUGUCUGGUUUACUUUUCCAAGUGAUUUUACUAUUGGAAAUCCGACAAAUUCUAAUUGCCAAAUCACCCCUAAAAAUGUAGCAACUGAUAAUUCUUUAUCAUGCACUUCUGCAGGCACUACUAUAAAAGUCAAGCUUUUUUCAAGCACUUCUACCUACCCUGCAGGCUCAGGAGACUUUCUUUCUUAUCAUGACUCAAAAAUCGCUAUUUCUUCAGUCCUAACAACCCCUCAGUAUGAAGGAUAUUACUAUAUAGACGUCCAGUCCUAUGACCAAAAUUCUCUUUUAUUAGAAACUGGGUCUGUAAUAGUCCAUAUCACGUACCCAGCGUUUACUUCUUCUGGAUUCUUGCCUGUGCAUACAGUUAAAGAUACCCCUACACUUUUAAGCUUUACUAUAAGCCCAUCUGUAAAUAUCCCAUCUGCAGUAAUCCCUAAUGAUUUAACAAAUAGUUAUAGCUAUAUUGAAAUUUCAGUCCCCACAAAGGAUUCGACUAAUUUAUUAUUUAGGACUGAUUUAGGGCUAGGAGCUGGACAAGAAUCAUUAAUAGAAUGCAAAAGUCCUCAAAAACAAAUUAAUUGUUAUUUGGCACAAGUCCCAGCUUCAACUGGAGCUUCAAAUAAUGUAGUAAUCAGAAUAACAGGCUAUAGCCAGAUAAGCUCAGGGAGUACUGUAGAAUUUAUGUUCCCUAAUAUAAAAUAUUCACAAUCUGCAGUAUCAUCAAUAGGUUUUAUAGCAGCAUAUUUAAGAAGUAGUUAUAAAACAACCACUUUAAAUAGAGACACAGUUAAUUAUCUUGCAGGAAGUGACCCCACACAGUCAUCAACAGAUAGUGCGACGAUUUCUUUAUCAAAUUUAAACUUAUUUGCAGAUAGUGAGUUGACAAUAACAAGUUUUACAAUAUCAACAGAUACAACAUCAGGACUAAACUCAGCAAUUUUAGUGAGAAUAAGCCCUGUGCAUGGAGAAGGCUAUUGCACUGAUUCAAUAUCAUGUAUAUUUCUAUAAUAUAAUUCUAAGAAAUUAAAGCCUAUUAUUUGUAUUACUUAAUAUUUUAAAAAUAAAUGGUAUUCUUGUAUAUAAAGAAUAAAGUAGAUAAUAAUUCAAAAACAUGUUUUUGCUUCAGCGCUUCAAAUAUGAUUUAUAUCCAAAAUUCUGCCUUGUCGGCGGCUACUCAUACUUUAAGAAUAUCAGGACUUAAAAAUCCAGGAUCAGUGCCAGCAGGACGUAAUGGAAUAAUUAUAUAUGCAUGCCAAAAUAGUCUAGCUGAAAAUAUAGUCACUGAAUCCACGUAUAUUCCAGCAUUAACAGAAGGGACUCUUUUAAAAGCAACUUUAGAAGCUGACGAUUUGCAUAAAGGCUCAGCUGGGGUUACAUAUACAAUUAAGUUGCAGACCUUAAAUAAACUUCCUGAAAACUCAAAAAUUUUGAUAAAUUUUUCAAAUAUGUACACUUUGACUAGUCUCAGCCCAGGAUUAAUUUGUUCAUAUAUUGGGCUGCAACAAGCUUCUAAUGCAGGAAUUUCCUGCGUAGCCUCCACAACUACCAUCACAAUUUCUAACUUUUUAAGUCUUCCAGAAAAAUCUUAUAUAAACAUCAUGAUUUUUGGCUUCAUAAACCCUUCAAGCUCAGGCACAUUUUCAGUUAAAGUACAAACCAAUGAGGGAUAUACAAUAGAUAGCUUUAACUCUAUCCCAGAAUUAAAUUUUGAUACCCAAUAUACAGCUGGGGAGCUAUUUUGUGCAGAUUUAAGCCCAUUUCCAAGCAAUAGAUAUUUAUAUGCUGAUUAUAUGUUUUCUUGUGCAGUGACAAAUUAUAUACAUAUAGGAGGGUCUAUUCAUAUAUAUUUCCCAAGCCAAUAUGCAGCAUUUCCGUCACCUUUAUCUUGUAUUUUAGAUAGUGGAAUUUUAAAAUCAUGCACUAUGAAUGGUGCAGAAAUUGUGGCUGUAACAGCAAGUAAAAUUGAGGAAAAUUUUAUUUUAAGGGUAAGACAAAUACAAAACCCCGGCCAAGGGACUUUUUCGUCAUUUUAUGCACAUACAGAAUUUAAUGGGGUUACUUUAGAUACGACGCUACCAAGCACGUUUUCGGCUAAAAUAUUGGAAGAUCCAAAAUCUUUGUCUAUAUCUGAUAUAGUUUUUUACCCUAGAAAUGAAGGAGAAAUCGCUACUUAUGAAUUUUCUAUUUUACCUUCUGCUAGUUUUACUACAGACUAUAGCAUUUCUAUUAUUUUCCCAAAUUCCUAUGACAAUUGGCUAGGAAAUACGAUAAAAUGUUCAGGAUCCUAUGAUAUGUCUUGAAACAGCUCUAAUGACCAUGAAAUUUUAAUUACUUUAGCCUCUGAUUACACCUAUUGUAAAUCAUGCAAAAUUGAUAUUUCUCUAUACGGAAUUAUUAACCCAUCCUACACUUCUGCUAAAACUGAUUAUUUUAAGGUAGGGAUAAUAAGCGAAAAUGCAUGAAUUCAGUAUAAUGAUAAAGCAGGGCCUGCUUUAAUAUAUGAGUCUCCUAGCAUAAUGAUCCUGAACUAUUUAGUAAACUUAAAUUUGUAUACGAGGUAUUCUAAUAGCUUUUCUUUGGAUAUCACUUUUAAUGAUAUGGUGCCUAGCAAAGAUAAUGGAGGAGAAAUUUUUGUGGAUUUUCCUAGUCAGUAUUCUUUAGAUAACGCAAAUCCUGAAUGUACUACAAGUAAUUUCUGGCAAAAUGGAGCACCAGAUAUAGAAAAAUAUUAUAAUACUAUAAAAAUUGAAGGAAAUAGCGCCGCUUAUGCAGGAAAUUUAGAAAUUAAGAUUAAAAAUAUUUCGAACCCUCUGUAUGAAGGAAAAGUGGGGUCUUUGGUAGUCAGGACUUAUGAUGGUGUAAAUCAGGCUGUAAUGGGCCGGACUUAUCAGAAUGUAAAUUACUAUGAUUUUGACUAUGUAUACCCAGGACCUUUAAUUAAAAUAAAUUCUGAUGAAAUUGUCAGCGUAGAAGCAGGGUCAACUUCUAAAGACAUUUUUAUAACACUUGACUACCCCUGUGCUUUAGGCUUGAUUUUAAUACCUAACUGUGAAGGCUUCAUUUUUACGCCAAACCAAAUAUCAUUGUCUGUAGGACAAGUAAAAGCGUCAUUUACAAUUUCAGUUCCUUAUAUAACAAUUUCAGACACUUAUAUCCUCUGUUUUUUAAAUAUUAUUCUUUUUGCAUUAAAUAAUUAUUUUUUUUAUAUACAAUUGAAUAAAAUAUAUUGUUCAAUGGGCAAUAAGUGGAGAACUGUCAUCUCCAUUCUAUACACCCAUUUUUGAAAGCUAUUUAAGAGUAGUUCAUUUAAGAAACCUAGGCUCACGAAUCAAUGGAAUAUUAUCGGUUCCAGUGGGCGGGACGAGUUUGCCAUUAUCGUUUAUUCUUGAUGCGGCACCUGCAGAAGAUGUAUCAGUUUCGUUAGGAAUUUCAUAUACCAGCUCUGGCUUAACUGUUUCACCUUCUAUUCUAAAAUUUACUUCAAGUUCUUAUAUACAGAAAUUCAAUAUUUCCGCAUCCAGUGAUAUAACGCUUUCAGGUAUUCCUCUAUUAACUAUUUCUUUAUCAGGCACAAACAGAUUUAUCUACAGAAAUAUCCCAGUUAACAUCUCUUUUGGAAUUAUUUCAAGCGACAGCAUAUCCCCAGCAAUAAACUCUCUUACUUUAGAUAAAUCAGGAAAAUCCUCUGCAAGCUUUUCUGUAUCCUCAAAUAAAGCAGCCAUCGCAUACUACUCGUUAUCACUAUUUGGGGCACCAAAACCCUCCUUUUUAGACACAAAAAACCAAGUUUUAAGCUCCAAUGUGACGAAAAUUGUGUUUGGGUCUUUAAUUCUGUAUGGAGGAAUUAAUAAUGGUAUUGAUUUUGAUGGUCUUUUAGCCGAAACUUCAUAUGUGCUUUAUGUGUGACUUGAAGAUAUGGCUGGAAGAACCUCUUCUGAUGCGGCUUCUUGUGAGUUUGGCACAGAUUCUAGGUAUUCUGCUGCAAUGGCUGAGCUUCAUUUUAACCAAACUUAUUUAACGAAAUCUCAAGUGGAAAAAAUAGAAUCGGCACUAAUGACUGUUUUAAGUUUACCUGAGUCAAGGCUAAUUUCUACAUCAAGUGUGUCAAGAAGGCUUUCACAAAGCAAUGGGACUCUUUUUUAUUAUUAUUUUUAGUUAAUAUUGUAUUUAAAUUGAAGAGCUGUGACUCGUUUUUUAUUAUAAGAAAUUUAAUAAGAUAAAGUAUAUAUUGUUGAUGAUUUGUCAUAAAUAAAAUGGCAUUCGGUUCGAGAGAAAUUGGCUCUGCAAUUUUUCUCUCCCUCAUGGAAUUUUAUUUAUGGGGUUGGGUUUUCUCUCGAGAACUUCUGCACAGCAAUAGUCGUUUAACUUUGGGGAUAACCAAAGGCACGACUCCUCAGUGCACUCAAGAUUUCGGAGUUUUACCUCUCAGCACGUCCCCACGGGAGGAUGACCCUUAGGCGGAACACGCGCAGGAGCUGAGUCUGGACGAGCGACGGCAACGCGCCGGGUGAGAUGUGCGGCGAUUUAUCUGGCGACUAGCCUCAUAGAAGGCUUGGGUGUGGGCUGACCACAUAUUCCAAGAUGGCUUGGUGACGUCACUAGUUGUCGCUUUGACCCUUUUUUAUUGUUGAUGAUUUGUCAAGUACAAACUAUCCGACCCCACAAACAAUUAUUACUAGGCUAUUCCAACCAGCGUUUUCCAGCCUCAUCCCUUAUUAUGAUCAAUCUUCUAAAGCAAAAAUCCAAGCUGUAUAUUUUCAGCCUUGUAUUUAUGAAUUAUCUCCUAAAGUUUAUACAACUGGCAAGUAUAGUGAAAUUACUAUUUCAGUGGCUCUUAAAGAGGAUGGGUAUAUAUAUGCAACUGCGGUGGCUAAUAAAAAUAAUGCUUCAGUGCUGAUACCUCAGCAAGUUGUAUUAGGGGUUGAUUCAGAAAAUAAAAUAGUUCCAUCUAUUUCUGCAAAAAUGAGUGCAAGAGUAGCGACUAAUGUAACUGUUAGUGGAUUAAAUGGGUCUACAGACUACAAUGUAUACGUUAUCUGUGGAAAUAAUUAUCCAGGUAAUCCACAGUUUUCAGAAAAUGAGGUUGCAUUAACUAUUAAAACACUUGCUGUCCCUGCCCUAACACCACUUAGUUUAGACUCUGCAAAACAGUUGGUGAUUCUUGCAAUAUGUUUCUUAAUUGAGAUAAUUUAA
This is a messenger RNA of Blepharisma stoltei, 6728 nucleotides long. The record is from the annotation of a GenBank genome assembly. NCBI's taxonomy places the organism in Eukaryota, Ciliophora, Heterotrichea, Heterotrichida, Blepharismidae.